CGGGAAAUGUGCAGCCAACUCAGUUUCGAGGUCUCUGCGCGCACUUCAAUUUCUCGACAACCACACCGACUUGUAGCAGAUUCAAUCAAAUCUACUCCUACUCAAAAUGUCGACCGCCGAGCUCGCCAGCGCGUACGCCGCUCUCAUACUUGCCGACGAUGGCAUUGAUAUCACUGCCGACAAGUUGAACACCCUCAUCAAGGCCGCCAACGUUCCUGAAGUCGAACCCAUCUGGGCCACUCUUUUCGCAAAGGCUCUCGAGGGCAAGGAUGUGAAGGACAUGCUCCUCAACGUUGGCUCCGGUGGUGGUGCCGCCGCUGCCGCUCCUGGUGCCGGUGCUGGCGGUGCUGCUGCAGGUGGUGCUGCCGAGGAGGCUGCCCCUGCCGAGGAAGAGAAGGCAGAGGAGAAGGAAGAAUCCGACGAGGAUAUGGGCUUCGGUCUCUUCGACUAAGCGUGCCGGUUCUAUGUACUGCCCUUUUCCCUCCUUCACGACGUUUCCGAGAAAAGACAUCAUUCACACGGACAAAAACCAUGCAGUCAAAUGCAUACCUUUCCUACCUUGCGUUUCUGAAGAGCUGGAUUGUUUCGUUUAGUGCGAAGCGGCAGCUUUACCUCUUAACCAGGGUAU
Exophiala viscosa is the source of this 628-nucleotide messenger RNA. Its product is annotated as 60S acidic ribosomal protein P1. Gene Ontology annotation, biological process: cytoplasmic translation; translational elongation. Gene Ontology annotation, cellular component: cytosolic large ribosomal subunit; ribosome. The coding region runs from base 107 to 451 and encodes 114 amino acids. The transcript is spliced from 3 exons. Gene Ontology annotation, molecular function: structural constituent of ribosome; protein kinase activator activity; ribonucleoprotein complex binding. The record is from RefSeq and is a predicted model, not a curated record. NCBI's taxonomy places the organism in Eukaryota, Fungi, Ascomycota, Eurotiomycetes, Chaetothyriales, Herpotrichiellaceae.